Molecule: messenger RNA, 11825 nt
Organism: Sphaerodactylus townsendi
Lineage: Eukaryota; Metazoa; Chordata; Lepidosauria; Squamata; Sphaerodactylidae
Gene: MAP3K2
Product: mitogen-activated protein kinase kinase kinase 2
Exons: 17
Coding region: 458-2317 (619 amino acids)
Biological process (GO): protein phosphorylation
Molecular function (GO): ATP binding; protein binding; protein kinase activity
Source: RefSeq, a predicted model, not a curated record
GGGGUUCCUGAGGAGGAACGGAAGGGGGGCCGAGGAGGUGACGGCCGCGGGGGCGGAGGGGCCGCGCGCUCUUCUUUUUCGCCCCCGCUCGCGGGUGGCGCGAGGCCCUGGGAGAGCAGGGAGGCCCCUUCCUCACACUCGCGCUUCCCGUGGGUCUUUCUCAUCCCCUCCCCCGGUCAGCGUGCUGCUUGUCCUCUUCCCUUCCGAGGAGGGGACGGUGGGGCCUCCUCUCCGUCCCCUCCCGCCCACUCGCGCCUCCUGGGGCUGCAGCUGCUGUUGCCUCAAGUGAAAACCGGGAUCCUGGACCCUCCUUGUGUUCUGGGCCUGGAGACGCCGGUGGGGGAGGGGAUCCUCACCCCCUCCCUCUCCUACUUACCUUCCCCUCCACAGGCAAUAAAAGGAUACUAAUGGGAGAGCCAUUCUUUUGAAAUUCAGGACUUCUGGGCUGGCUGACGUUAUGGAUGAGCAGCAAGCUUUGAAUUCAAUCAUGCAGGAUUUAGCAGUCCUACAUAAGGCAAGUCGUCCCAUGUUGCCUCUACAAGAAACUGGCAAAGGGAAAUCACCUUCACCAAAAAAACAGAAUGACAUUCGAGUCAAAUUUGAACAUCGAGGCGAAAGAAGAAUUCUGCAGUUUACUAAACCUGUCAAGCUAGAAGAUCUUUCAUCAAAAGCUAAAGUUGCCUUUGGACAGUCCAUGAGUUUGCAUUACAGCAAUAAUGAGCUGGUAAUCCCGUUAACCACCCAAGAGGACUUGGACAAAGCUAUUGAGCUCCUUGAUCGCAGUGUUCACAUGAAAAGCCUCAAGAUAUUGCUUGUUGCCCAUGGAAACAACCAGGGUAACAUGGAGCCUUUGCCAUCAUUGGAAGACUUGGAUAAUACAGUGUUCAGAGUGACAGAGAGGAAGAGCAGGCUUUCUGUAAUAGGUUAUUAUGCUCGUGAUAGAAGCUCACCCCCUCCAGGAUACAUUCCAGAUGAGCUGCACCAGGUGGCCCGGAACGGGUCAUUCACCAGUAUCAACAGUGAGGGAGAGUUCAUUCCAGAAAGCAUGGACCAGAUGUUGGACCCAUUAUCACUGAGUAGUCCUGAAAACUCUGGCUCUGGAAGCUGCCCCUCUCUUGACAGCCCCUUAGAUGGAGACAGCUAUCCCAAAUCUCGAAUGCCAAGAGCACAGAGCUAUCCAGAUAACCACCAAGAAAUUUCUGAUUAUGACCUCCCAAUAUUUGAGAAGUUUGGAAAAGGUGGAACUUACCCUCGAAGGUAUCAUAUUUCAUACCAUCACCAAGAUUACAAUGAUGGCCGUAAAACUUUUCCAAGGGCUAGAAGGACCCAGGGAAACAGCCUACGCUCCCCAGUUAGUUUCAGCCCAACAGAUCACUCACUGAGCACAAGCAGCGGGAGCAGUGUUUUCACUCCAGAAUAUGAGGAUGGCCGGAUGCGGAGAAGAGGAAGCGACAUAGACAAUCCUACCCUGACUGUAAUGGAUAUCAGCCCUCCUAGCCGCUCACCGAGAGCACCAACAAAUUGGAGACUUGGUAAAUUAUUGGGCCAGGGUGCAUUUGGCAGAGUUUACUUGUGCUAUGAUGCGGACACAGGACGAGAACUGGCUGUCAAACAAGUUCAGUUUGAUCCUGAUAGCCCAGAGACCAGCAAGGAAGUGAAUGCACUUGAAUGUGAGAUUCAGCUGUUGAAAAACCUACUGCAUGAGAGGAUUGUUCAGUAUUAUGGCUGCUUGAGGGACCCCCCAGAAAGAACACUCUCUAUAUUCAUGGAAUAUAUGCCAGGGGGCUCAAUUAAAGAUCAGCUGAAGGCGUAUGGUGCACUUACGGAAAAUGUGACUCGAAAGUAUACCCGGCAGAUUUUGGAAGGAGUUCACUAUUUGCACAGUAACAUGAUUGUACAUAGAGAUAUUAAAGGAGCAAAUAUUCUUCGGGACUCCGCAGGAAAUGUUAAGUUGGGUGAUUUUGGUGCCAGCAAGCGACUGCAAACAAUUUGUCUUUCUGGCACGGGAAUGAAAUCUGCCACAGGAACUCCUUACUGGAUGAGUCCGGAAGUUAUCAGUGGAGAAGGUUAUGGGAGGAAAGCAGAUAUCUGGAGUGUAGGCUGUACAGUGGUGGAAAUGCUCACUGAAAAACCGCCCUGGGCAGAGUUUGAAGCCAUGGCAGCCAUCUUUAAAAUUGCCACCCAGCCAACCAAUCCCCAGCUGCCACCACACGUCUCAGAUCAUGGUCGAGAUUUCCUAAAGCGUAUUUUUACCGAGGCAAAGUUACGACCAUCAGCGGAUGAACUGCUAAGACACACAUUUGCACAUUAUCACUGAUGGCCCGCCUCAACUCAGCUCUCACCUACUGCGUUUAGUUUCUUACUGCACUUUGGGUUUUUUGUUCUUUUACGCCAAGUUGAGAAAAGACAAUAGAGAACUUUUCUCUUGAUUAUUUUGUAUAGAUUGUUAACAAUCUCUUUUUUAUUUUAGAAUGCAGAUUGUGUUCUCCAUUUAGAGGUAGAAUCUGUUUCUUUCAGCAAUGUACUGAUGUGGUUCGCAUUAAGCACUUUAGUACAUAUUCAUUCCUGAUUUAGGUGGGGGUGGGUGGGGCGGGAAUAGUUUGGACUGUCAGGAAUUGUCAUUUUUUUCUAGCCUUGCUGACUAACUUCAGAUACAGAGGAAAUAUACAAGUUGCUAGCAGAUGGAAGAAGAGGAAAAUAUGUUUAAUUGCUCUUUCUAGUAUGUAGGUCAUUACCUUUAGUGGUCUUGGUUGUGCUUCAGUUUCUAAAUCAGUCUUUCAUAUGUAGAAAGUGAUAUGUAAAGCUGAAACAUUCUUCAGGGCAGGGUGCAUUGUGGAAAUGAUGGCAUCUGACUAGCAUAUUCCAAGUAAGCAUUUUAUGAUUUCUUCUUAAGAUAGACAAGAAAGUCCCCCUAGCUGACCAGUUCAAGGGUCAUGUAGGAGUUGCAACAUUCUGAUGCAUGGGGAGUACAGAUCACGAAUCUUAGGUACACAGAUUACUGUAGAUAAGUAUUUCUCUAGAAUACAAACCUUGAAGGAUAGUGUCUCCGUAGCUAGGGAACUAACUGGCUGUGUGGAAUAAUCACGUUUUGAGUUGACAGCUAGUUCAUCCCAAAGUGCAUGCAUCACAUUCUCCAUACGUUGACUUUCAUGUUUAAAAGGAGCAUGUUUCUAGUCUCCACAGUGGAAGUCAGCUUUAAAAAUCAAAGCCAGGGUUUGCUAAGAUGUGAGACUAGAAGAGAUCAGGGUGGGGCAUCAAUAGGAAGUUUUAAGGAUGUUUCACAAUUGACUGUACAAGCCUGACCUACUGUCCUAUCUGUCUUGCCCUGUUGUGUAAUAUUGCAUAAGAUCCAGUCUUCCCUUUUCUGUCUCUCUAUUCUGUUACAAUUUAGAAUACCUAGCUUAGAAUGGGUAGCAGUAUCUAAAAUAAGCUUACCAUUACUGAUGAUGUUGAACAGGGUUGUGUCGAUAAAAUUCACAUUUGAUCUCUCGAGGAAUAGUAUUUGCAUCAUGGUGAGCAUGCAGAAUUUGGUUUUCCAAGUUGUAGAAUUCUAGCUUUUGACAUAGAGUAGACAAAAUUAUUUAUUUAUUUAUUUAUAAUUCAUUAUAAUAUCUUUAUUCCACCUUUUCAACUUGCUGAGUUCCAAAGGUGACUCACAAAUUAAAGUACAGAACCGAACCAUAAUUGUAAAAAUCCAUGGGCGUAUGAAAUAGAAAACACCACAAAGAACAAACUGAAAACACCACCAAAAGUGUGAGUAAAUUAGAUAGCUGUCACAUUGUGCCUAAACUUAAUAGACUUGGUGCCAUAUGAAUGUUUGUGGGAAGAGUAAUUCUCAGUUGAAGUGCCACCAUGGAAAAGACCCCUUCUCCAGCUGCCAGCCAUCGAACCUCAGAAAGCAGUACUCUUUAAAAGGCCCUCGGAAAACAAGUGCAAAGAAUGAGCAGACUCACUUGAAAAUAGGCAGUCUUUCAGAUUUACGUUCCUAAUUAUUAUAAGGCACAGGGAAGCUAAUUAAAAACAGCCUGGAUGCUCCUGUGCAUAUCUCUUAAGUAUUAGUAACAAAGAUUCAUAUUUGAGAUUAUUGUCACAAGUGAGUGUAUCUUAGUUCAGGCAUCUGAAUAUAAUAUUGUCUUCAAAAAUACAUGUAGAAUAUAAGUCUCCUGAGUUAUUUUAGUUAUUGGUGGCAAUAAAUCGUUGAAGGAUCAGAAGUUCCAUUUUAUAAAAGUGGUUAUCAAACUCCCAGGGAAAUCCUUGAGGGCAGCCUUUACAGAGGCAUCAAGGGCUGAACACUGAAGAACAACAGAUGUGUACAAAUCUGGCUGUAUUUUAUUAAUCUAAAAUAUUCUAUUCUUGAAACACAAUCCUGAGCAGCAGUGAAAUUCAGAACAAUUUUAACUAUGAGUGUGUGAGAGAGAGACUUGGGGCCAAGUGCAAACUGCUCUCAAUUUCAUGCCAAUCCAGAGAGGUAGCCCUUUAGUUUAUUAUAGCAAGAAUUUUAAAAUUGUCCAGUGGCACCUUAAAGACUAGCAAUAUUUACUCCAGCAUGAGCUUCUGCAAGUCAGCGCUCACUUCUUCAGAUGCAAUGCAGGCAUGGCUAAGGUCAGUGUUGAUGGUUUAAAGCAAGAAAGAGGGAUUUGCAUUGUCAAGGCCUUUUCUGCUUGACGAGUUUACAUCAUUUUAUGCUGUCAAAUGCAUGUGUUUUUUUUAUUUCUAUACAUCUUUUCUUCUGGGUUUUGAAACAUUUUCACUUUGUUUUUUUCUUCUUGUUUCUUCUGAGCACUUUAACAGUGAUUUCUUUUCAUCCAUUUCAGGGUGGACUUUCAAUGCAUUAGCGAAAUUCCCCAAACUUGUUUUUGCUCCUUCCCACCAAGUGCCCAGUCCUUGUCCAUGUACUCAUUUUUGGUUUUGUUCUUUGAGUGAGCAAGAGUGACACACAACAUUCAUGCAGGCUGCCCGCCUUCCCCUUUCUCUCCGCUCUCUCUUUUUCCCUUCUUCUACCUCUCCUCUGUCCCUGUACCAUCUUACCUAGUCCAAGUGGAGGUGGUGACAGCAGAAAAGGAACAAGUCGUGGUAGAUGAGAGCAGCCCCCCACCCACCCAUAGCUCCCCUGUUGUCCUCCUCCCCUUCAUUCAACUCGCUGGCUCCCUGUUCUCCCUCCUCUCGCCAUCUGUAGGUGGGAUAUUGAUGUGAAUUAAGACAGCUUUUUUGGCAGCUCUCUCACUCUCUUCUCUCUCUUCAUGUCCACCCCACCCCCCCACCCCCACCCCCGGGCCUGGAUUAUUGUUAUUGUCGUUGUUGCCCUCCCAUCCUUCUAUUCAUGUACUGUGCUAUUUUUAUUUUUUUAAUGAUAGAAUUAGUGAUAAAAUGAUAGAAUAAGUUAGCACUAGGACACAUAAGUCAUCCAGUGUGUAUUGCAUGGGCUAGUGUUGCUGAACUCUAGGGAGUGGGAGAAGUACUUGGUAUUUUCCUAUGGGAAAUGAAGCCUCUCCUCUCCCCCCCCCCCCAACUCAUCCACUUAGAUUUCCCAAAAAGACAAAAUGACACUUGGAAAAAAUGAGAAAAUUGAACUGUAUUAGCAAGGGAAAGACAGUUCACUGAUAGCAGCAUGUGCUGGCCACUUUUAAAUGUGUUAGGGCAAAGCAGGCUUGCAGCAACAAUGUGGAUUCAGAUUUUAGUAUUGGCAGGGUUGUUGAAUAAAUGUUGGUGGUCCUAAACAUAUGGUGGCUGAUGCUGUGGAUUUGGGCAUCCAUUUUGAGUAGGAAGCUUAAUGUGAUUGUUCAGUAGUACUAGAGUGCCUGUGCAAAAAGAAAAAAAGGACUGUCCUGCACUGUCACCUGCCCUGUCACAGUUGAUGUCUGACCCCACCAGGAACACUACUUUUUUUUUGCAGUACCAUGCAGAAUAAAUACAACUGAAAUGACAAGGGGGAAAGAUGCCAAAACUAUGAGGGCAAAGGAGGGAUGAUUGAUCAGAAAGCAUGAUUCAACCACUGGGAAAAUCUGGGUAAGCUGGGCAUGCAGAAAAGGCCAGAGGCUUGGGGGACCAUGUGUGAUCCUUUGACCAUGGCUAGGGGAUGAGGAUUAUUGUAUAUACACCAACCUAUAUAGUAAGAACAUAGAAUUUUGAGCAUCAGAUGGUGGUUGGACAAAAGGCAGUUGUGUUACAGGUCAUAUAAUGGACUUCUGCAAUAUUUCCAAAUUCUUCUAAAACACCAAUCGAGCUGUAACUAUGCAAACUGUGUCAAACAGGCAAAUUACGUAAAUAUGCAAAUGUGUGUGAUUUGAUCCACCAAUAGACUGGGGGUAGAUUGAGCUGAGAAACCUGGCAUGCCAGCAAUUCCAAGCAAGGGUCGGGGUUUUUAGAGUCAGAGCUCCUCAUUCUGUUCAUCGGUUGGUGUUUUAAAAUCUGGCAGGCGGACAAUCAUCACAGUCUCUCAGUGAUCUCAGUAAUAUGUUGCUGAAUCGAGCCCGAUUGAACAGAAGGAAGUCUUGCUCUUGCUGCAUAGCUUGAGGCGCAUGUUUAUAUCUUCCCUUCUCUCUGGACAACAACAGCUUUUAAAAAUUGUGCUGUUAACAACAUGAAUGACUUUUCAUAAAGUGGGUCAGACAGCGGUAACUGUCAGAAGUCUCUUGCUUACUCACGUAAACAUGCAGACUUUUAAAAAAUGUUAGUCUGGGAAUAUUCAUCUUAAGAUGCAUAGUAUAAAUGGGUGCUGGAAUAAUUAUCCAAUGGCUGGGUGACUUGGCUGUUUAACCAUGUAAAGAAAAGUGCUUUUAAUUGUAAUUUGACCUUAAGUGAGUUACAUGGGAGUUCGUUCCAUCACCUAUUGAGAUGCACAAAAGCCAAGACUGGGAGUGAGUGAGAAGUAAACUGAUUGGGACUAAACAGGCAACUUGAUGUUGGAUUGCAAGAUACAAGGCUGGCUUUAGGAAUCUGGAUCUGCCUUAACAUGUUUACCUUCAUUUGGUUACCAAUCAUCUGUGCCAAGGCUGCUGAUUCAGCUUCUAGGGGCCAAGGGCAAAUUUCAGUGAGAUGUGACAGUUGUCUUUCUCCCAUUCUUGUUCAUGGUGUGAUCUUGGCACAGGAGAGGAGUAAGAGUUCAUCUCAAGAGAGCCCUUCUAGUGGUGGUAGGAGCUGUAAGGACUGGGAUGCCUUCCUUACUAGACAAAACUUAGGAGGCCACUUGGUUUUAACCCUUGAAGGGCAGAGGACUUUACAUUUAAGCAAUUGGAAGGGACCUUUUAAAAUGUUAUUGUUGCUUAACACUGCAGGUACGACUGUGCUGAUUAAUGUGCAAGGACAUAAAAAGCUAACUGAGCAGAGUGUGAAGAGCUCUCUGAUAUAAUUAGAAACUUAGAGCAAGUGGAACAAAACCUCACUGAACCAAUUGGUCAUUAAAAAUAUGCCAAUGUUCAGAGUACGGCAUCUUAUGCUAUAGAUAGUCAUAGUUAAAGAAUACCCCAACAGAGGGUUUUAAAGCCAGACUUUUUGCCUGUCUGGAUGUGUGUAGUUCUUUAGGACAAAACAAGCCAACACCUGGAGCAGGCUAGACAAACAUGGGUUCCUGCCUUUCCAGGGCUCUGCCAACCUCAGUGGUACUGGACAUGAAAAAAAUGCCUUAUGAUUUCAGUUCACUUGCUGCAUAUUUUCCAUUCUCUAUUUAAUUUUUACACAACAGCCUGUUUAUUUAGGCCUGUUCGUAACUGAAGUAAUAGACUGUGCUGUAGCUCCCACUUUGUUCUAAAGAACAUCAGAGUCAUCUGUGAUCCAGAACAUGCAAACCACAUCUACAUUUGUUUUUCGCUCUGACUAAUUAAGUAUAAACAUGUAAUUUAACAGCUUAUGUAAUCUUAACAAGGUUGCUUCUGUUACCAAAAAGUACAAAAAAUAGACUUUGGAGAGAAUGUAAGUGCCAUGUCUAUGUACUUUAAAUCUGUGCUGACUUACUAAAAGGAACUAUUUGAAGGUUGUGGCAGCAUUCAGAUCCUCUCAUCAUCUACAUUGCACUGUACAAGUUGCUCUUCUAAACUGCAUUGCCACUGUCUUCCAGUGAUUGAAGAGAGAGAAAAAUGCUAACAGAAUAAGGUGACUGUUUUUGUGCCUUUAAAAAAACUACUGCAUUUUGUCUUGACAAUGGCAAUUUAAAAUACUGCUGAAAUACAAAUAUUGCUGAUAGGGGGUUCUCAAACUGAGCUACAUCCUGUACUGUUAUUCAGAUGGCAUUUACUUAGUUGAAAACCCACACUACUUCCAUGUUACAACUCAAGUAGCUUUGUGAUGUGGUAGGCUUAUUACUGCUCCUGGUUUUCCCUGAAGAUUGCAGAGGAGAAUUUCAAAUUACUAUUCUCUUCUUUCAGUCUGCUUGGGUGAUACAAAUAGCAUCUGGAAGGAUGCUUUUCUCUAUCUUGCUUGGGGAUUCCGUGGAUGGCAUUAAAUCAUAUGCAUAUCCUAUACCCUCAUGUAAACUUGUCACUGAAGCAAAAGGGCAUAAUUGGGAGAUUUACUGUUUGGCAGCAAGUCUGGUGGAAAGGAACCCAAAUAACCAUCGUUUGUUACCCAUCAAGAUUUUGAUAAAUAGGACAGAAAAAUACUUGUGUUAUUAUACUUAUAGUCUUUUCAAGAUGUAUAUUUUAAUGUCCCUAUGUCCCUAAUAUAAUAAGCUUAAAACAGCCACACAUAUCCAUCUCAGUGGAACAAAAUUGGAUUCCUGGAGAUUGCUAGUUUUAAUUUUAUAUGCCGUUUCAUAAGGAUCUAGUAGUGGAUGAACAGAAAUGUAGGAAGCAAUAUCCAAAUAACAUAGAGACUAUCGGAAAUAUUUCAAAAUCAUGGAUGUUUUGUGUUUUUAAUGGCAGAUAUGAGUCUAGCAGGUCACUGGAGGGAUGACAUACAUAUUUUUUAAACAAAUAGUAGAUGUAUUGAAAAAGUUGGUUUCAUAUUUGACACCUUGUUCAAUCAGAUAGAAUGAUGGCUACAUCAGAGUAAAAUGCUUCUCUGUGAGCAUAAAUUACCAUUCUGCCAUGUCUUUAAAAUAUGAUGCCUUCAUGUGUCUUAACCCUCCCAGCUGACCUUUGCUUGUUGUAGUAAUAGAGCUUAGACAACACAUUAAUUGUUACUUUUAAUUCAACCAGCAACAAGCUUUUGGCUUCUCCUACUGCAAUAAACUACUUCUGAAACAGCCUAGGUUUCAAAAGCAGCUUGUUCAUCAUAGCUGUAGUUAAGUAAAAAAGAUUCAGGGGCCUUUUUCAGAGUCUGCGUUGUUAUCUAAUUUGAAGAAUCAAGGAGAUUCCAUGUUAAAAUAGUUUCCUCGUUUGAUCAUUAACUAAUAGUUUCCUGUUUUUUUUCAUUAAUUGCUGCCCAUUUUGAGUGUAAAGGAGCAUUCUUUGCCCACAUGUGCAUGCUUCCAGCCUCACUUUUUGUAGAUACCGCAUGGCGUGCAUGGAAUUCAUACACAAGCCUGGGCUGCUUUACUUUCCUUGUUUGCCAAAGUGAUAGCAUUCAUUUGUGUUCUGCAUAUGUUUUAAACUUCUAUAUCUUUGACUAAAUUUGGAUGUGAGGAGAAGAGAACAUGGACAAAAGAUUCCCAUGGAAUUUUGCUACCAUCUUUAGAGAUGGUACCUUAAAAAAAGGAAUUAUUUGAAAAUCAAGUUCCCUAAUGAAACUUAAAACAAGAAGGCUACAGGAUUAUUUAAAGUCUACCUAAAGAACUUGGAAUGUAAACUGUUCCUUGUGUUUAAAGUGUUGUGCUUUCUUUUAAAUGGAUUGUUGUACUAACAUUUUUGAAGUGCACAUCAGAGAAGGAAACCUAUCCUUCAAGUUACACUAAUAACAAAAAUUAAACAAAUCUCAGAGUGCCUUUUUAUCUGUAUGCCUUAAUUUUUUUGUUUACAUAUUAAUUACAUUGUAUGAGGACAGUCAUUCACGACCAAUAAACAGACUUUGAAGCAUACAGAGCACCAAAUCUCAAACUGAAGCAAGCUGAGAUUCAUUAUCUAUAGUACACUUCAUAGACAAAGGUUGCAGGGAGCUUGAGUUGGUUGUCCAUGUUACGUGAACCAUGGUUUUUUCCAUUAACAAGUGCUUAAAGAUUUUUUUUUAAGUUACACAAAAAUCAAUCUUUCUCUUUUAAAAGUUGGGAUAUAGCAUUUAGGCAAAUCCAGCCAAACUAAGCAUAUUGAAGUCCUAGUGAUUUCAGGGAGAAAGUUGAGUGAGCACAAAUUUGAAUCUUAAUGUUGAAAUCUGUGGGUUGCAAGAUGCCCCCUGCUCCUGCCCCCCCAGAUACAUCUGCAUUCAGGUGAGCUGCUAAUGGCUACCUAUUUCUGAGACCGUUUUUUGUACUAAAGAAAAGUAUUUGCUUAUAACAGGCAGCAGUAUUGUUUCUGUACAGACAAAACAAAUGUGGUGUCAGUGAACAGAGUUCUUUUCAAGCAAUGCUGUGAUAUUAAAACAUACAUCUUCUUCCUGCCAUUGUCCAGAUUUAAUGCUGUACUAAUGAGUCAGCUGCCCUAGUAAUCUAUUCAGUCACCUAUUUACCAGAGUGUCUGAUGCCAGCUUAAAUUUUUUAAGAGAAUUGGUCAAAAUUUACAACAUAGUUCCUUUUUCAUUUUUAAAUAUAUUCUUGGAAAUAUCCAUGCUUAUGGAAAAAGAAAACUUUAUGUGCUUGAAUGUAAGUCCAUGUGGUUAUUUUUGGGAUAGCAAAGGUAUUACUGCCAGCACACCAAUACUUAAUUGCUGGUUAUUUCCUCACAUGUAUUUAUGGUACAUAUGCAUUUGCGAAUCACUGAAAACCAAAGCUUUUCUAUCCCUGUACACAGUGAUAUUUAUGUAGCUUAUUGACUGUUAUUUUGUUUUCCAAAUGUUUGUAUUUUUGUGCUGGAUAUAUAACUACCAGGGCUGGCCCAAUCACAUAAGCAACUCAUUGGGUUGUUUGGGCAGCAAUAUAUUUAGGGGUGCCAUGAAGCAACGUGCAAUCUGAGGGUUGUGCCCAGCCUCCUGUGAUAUAGCCAAGGUUUCUGGGGUUAUACCAUGCAGCCACUUGGGGGCAGCAAGAUAUUUUAGGCUGGUCCUGAUAAUUGUGGGUACUAGUCAGUGUGUUACUUCAGAUAGUUUAGCUCAUGUUUAGGGUAGUUAUGUACAAAACUGGCCUUGUUGAAAGAGCAAGGAGAUUUUAAUGCAAUUGCAGGAGUUAAAAUCAUGCCCAGGCCUAAGGGGAAAGAAAGAUGUUGCGGCAAACAUGGUGAAGAUAUGUGCAACAGUAUAUGCAAAAUCCAUUUAUCAUGUGGCAACUGUACUAAAAAACAGGUUGUGAUGAGGAAUGCUGGUUGUGCCACGUAAAUUCAAGCUUUUUCAGUUAAAGUGUGGUAUGGGGGAAAUAGUUCUUUUAAACAAUAGAUUAAAACUUAUGCAAACAGGAAUUUGUAAUUAAGUGUUAAGACACAAGUUUGCCUCGUUGCUGUUUGGCAUGCUCAGUAUGUCAUCGUGCACAAUCAUUCUUACAGAUCAUGUAUCUGACAUCCAUGAUUAACUGUUCUCAUACUGUUGGGCUGACAGAUAGUAGGCAGACCUUCAGAUUCACCUAGAGCAAGCAUUAAUGAAAACUGUUAAAACUCAAGGUGGUUCUGAAUAGGAGACAGAUGACUCAUGCUUAUCCAUCCGAUGAUCAUAAAGCUUAACGAAUUCUUCAAAAUGCAGCCACGCACACUGUGGCAUCACGUUAUAAUUUCCUUAUUUAAAUUAGAUCAAACCAAACUUGGCAACUGUCCACACUGGAAGAAUCAUUGUAAGGUAUCAAGCACUGGACAUACUAUUGUCUAAGGCUUUCACGG